Molecule: messenger RNA, 1964 nt
Organism: Felis catus (domestic cat)
Lineage: Eukaryota; Metazoa; Chordata; Mammalia; Carnivora; Felidae
Gene: TBCC
Product: tubulin folding cofactor C
Exons: 1
Coding region: 488-1615 (375 amino acids)
Biological process (GO): post-chaperonin tubulin folding pathway; tubulin complex assembly
Cellular component (GO): cytoplasm
Molecular function (GO): tubulin binding
Source: RefSeq, a predicted model, not a curated record
GGUGGAAGGGAAAAGAAAAAACCAGAGGCAUGCAAGCGGCUCCCUAGCCAGCUGUUCCAGCUGCCGCUUCCUCCGACGCGGGCCGGGCGGUGCAAUAUUCCACCCCCCCCUCCAUCUUUCUCACCACUACCUGUCCCCCCACCCACCAUACGCACACAUUCCCCCCACCAGUAGCGGAUCUCCGGCCUGUAAGGGGGUAGUAGGGAGGAGCUGGGGGGAGGGGGAGGCCUGCGAGUUUCUAACCUUGUUCUUAUAAACAAACCCACAUGUGCAGCUGCCGCUGCUGCAACUCACCCCACAAUCCCGGAUAUAAGUCCUGCCCCUUUAAGAGGAAAAAAAGCUUCCCCCUCCUGUCUCCCACCCCACCCAUCCACAAGGACCUUUGUCUCCCCACCCCCCUUGUCAAUCGGCCCCGCCUCAUAUCCCCGCCCUCUCCGACGCGGAGGAGCCAAUGGGCUAAGAAAAUAAGGCCGGGGCUGACGUAAGCAUGUCCGGCCAAUCACAGGACGCGUUGGUGGGAGGCCUCUCGCAGGGCGCGCCAGGAGGAAGCAAGGCAGGAGAAAGGAAGCUUGAAGUCAAGAUGGAGACUGCUGCUUGCUCCGCCGCCGCGGCGAAUGGGGCCGUGGGGUCGCAGCGGGACCGGAGCCUGGUGCCUGAGCGGCUUCAGAGACGAGAGCAAGAGCGUCAACUGGAGGUGGAAAGGCGGAAGCAAAAGCGGCAGAACCAGGAGGUGGAGGAGGAGAAGAGCGACUUUUUCGCUGCCGCCUUCGCUCGGGAGCGAGCGGCCGUGGAAGAGCUUCUGGAGGGCGGAGAAUCCAUGGAGCGGCUGGAGGAGGCGGCCGCUCGGCUCCAGGGCCUGCAGAAACUUGUCAACGACUCGGUUUUGUUUCUGGCCGCCUACGACCUGCGGCAGGGACAGGAGGCGCUGACGCGGCUACAGACGACCCUGGCCGAGCGGCGCCAGGAGCUGCAGCCCAAGAAGCGUUUCGCUUUCAAGACCCGGAGGAAGGACGCUGCUUCGGCCGCCAAAGUAGACUCCGCUCCUGGAGCCCCGGCGGCGGAAGGCAUCCUGGCCUCCCCGCCGCCCUUGAAGGAGGAGGGAGGCAUCGGCUCCAGCUGGGUCUUCGGCUUCUCCAACGUGGAGUCCCAAGUCUUGGAGAAGAGGGCAGAGGAGCUGCACCAGCGUGACGUUCUUUUGACCGAACUGAGCAAAUGCACAGUCAGACUGUAUGGCAAUCCCAACACCCUGCGGCUGGCCAAAGCCCGAAGUUGCACGGUGCUCUGCGGCCCAGUGUCCACCUCUGUGUUCUUGGAGGACUGCAGUGAUUGCGUGCUGGCCGUGGCCUGCCAACAGCUGCGCGUACACACUACGAGAGACACCCGCAUCUUCUUGCAGGUGACCAGCAGGGCCAUCGUGGAAGACUGUAGCGGGAUCCAGUUCGCCCCUUAUACCUGGAGCUACCCGGGUAUCGACAAGGACUUCGAGGGCUCUGGUUUAGAUAGGAGCAAAAAUAACUGGAACGACGUCGACGAUUUUAACUGGCUGGCCCGGGAUAUGGCCUCCCCAAACUGGAGUAUUCUUCCUGAAGAAGAGCGAAUGGUCCAGUGGGACUAAGAGGUUGUCACUAUAUUCUUCACUCCUACCAAAUACUUCCCAUGUGGGACCGACUCCUGCUACUGGGAUCUCAAAGUUUACUUACUGUUACCACGCUUUGUAUGUUUUCGGUAUUUUCAGCCUUGAGAUUGUGUUAGGCUCCUACUUGUGAUUUCCGUUAAAUUCACAACAGGUCUAACACUUUGAAGCAUUUUUGCUCUUCUGGUAAUGUGUAGUAGCUUUAAUUAAUUGACUAUGAUAGUUUGAAACAGAGGUAAAGAGUGUCCGUGUAUGUUGGUUGUUAAUGCUUUGUGUAUUUAAAACUUACUGCAUGAUAAAGUAGACCCUCAAUAAAUACUUAAUAAAUGAA